Fusarium poae is the source of this 1992-nucleotide messenger RNA. RefSeq lists its product as uncharacterized. Gene Ontology annotation, molecular function: zinc ion binding; DNA-binding transcription factor activity, RNA polymerase II-specific; DNA binding. The coding region runs from base 1 to 1992 and encodes 663 amino acids. Gene Ontology annotation, biological process: DNA-templated transcription; regulation of DNA-templated transcription. Lineage: Eukaryota; Fungi; Ascomycota; Sordariomycetes; Hypocreales; Nectriaceae. The record is from RefSeq and is a predicted model, not a curated record. The transcript is spliced from 8 exons.
AUGACGUCCAAUAUGGAAGUCCGCGCAUCUCCGAAUGAUGAGCCUGUUCGACCAGCAAUAAGUCGUCGCUCGUGCGAUCAAUGUCGAGCGAGAAAAAUAGGUUGCGAUAGGGGUACUCCGUGUUCCAAUUGCUCCACUGCUCGUAUCGACUGCACCCACAGCAAGAUCGCGAUCAGGACAUCAGCCGCUCGUCAGAGAGUUUCCGUUUCAGAACAAUACGAACAAAAGAUUGAUGAUAUUUCUCGCGACGUCAACGACAUCAAGUCGCUGUUGGCAAGUCUUGAUUUUGGCAAGAUCACAUUACCACGUACAUCAGCACAGCAUCAAACCACACCGAGGCCAGAGAAUCGAGAAAUAGUGGAAGAGCCUUUGAGAGAUCAAGACGUAUCUCAGAGUUCUUCGCAUCCUCAAUGGGACCAUUCAUCACACAUCAUCAAUUUUAUCAAAUCCAUCGUUCAGCGAGGCACCUUGGGUUAUACAAGUCCAGAGUGGAGAGAUACCGUCUCUUCUCUCGAGGGUCUCGUCAAUGUCUUGGAGAAUCCUCAUCCAGCACGGAGUCUUCCUUCCAUAGAGCUUAUAAGUAGCAAUCGGACAGAAACCGCCCCAACACCUCCCUUGGAAGCGAUUCUGGAGAUUCUACGCUGGGCGAAGGAUCACGCCACAGACUUUCGAAUCUCUUGGAUUUGUAGGUUUCUCCCCUUGGUUACUUAUCAGGAAAUCUGUACCAAAGUUUAUUUUGGCGUUGGUGAACCCACUUGUGCAGAAGUGAUUAUUGCCAAUAGCUUUCUUGCAUAUGUCUUUGCCGAGUACGCCGUCGUUUACGGAGACUCAAAGUACAGGGAAUAUUGCCAAUUUCACCGAUCGAAUCUUGGCAGUGCUCUUCUAAGGCUCCCACUACUGUUGCCAGCCUCUAUGGAGCUUGUCGCUGCCAUGACCCUCGGAUCGCUACACAUGGUUGAAGAGCGUAGAGUAUCACAUGCCUGGACUUUGAUCUCAAACGCUAUGACUCUAUGUCAGACACUGGAUUACCACCGACUUGAUGGAUACUCUAGUGGCGAUAAAGAGAUGCAGACGCAGUUGUUUUGGGCCGUAUAUAGCUAUGAAAAUGGCCUGUCUUUACGGUUGGGGCGUUACUCUGGCAUCAGAGAUUCUGAUAUUACCUUGACCAUUGAGCCAAGCCAUCACAGAGCUAUUCGAUUUGGACGGAUACAAGGGAGAAUUUACAGUCACUUGUAUAGCCCAGAAGGCCUCGCUUCCACGGAUGAAGUACGUGGGGGGGCGGCCAGUAUUCUGGCGCAAGAAAUCCAAUCGAUUAUAGAUGAGACUCAAGCGGAUAUUUCGGCAGCGUUAUGUCGAAACGCAAUGGUUGAGCAGGAUCCUGCUAGAGUGGUUUACUUACAUUGUGACCUAGUCUGCCAGUCCUCCAUGAUGUCCAUGGUUCUCAGAGCGAUACCUGCUUCAGGAAAUACAGACGCUACUGACGGCUGUGUCACUGUAGCACGUAAUACCUUGGAUUUGCACGGGCAAUGCAUGAAGCUUGUUGAUGGAUGUAGGGAUCCUCUGUUGAUGAAGAGAUACAUCAGCUGGGCUGUUCUUCAUACACCUUUCUUCCCUUUCAGCAUUGUUUUCGAGCAUGCUGUGCGUCACUCAAGUACAGACGACCUUGACCGUCUUGAUCGAUUCGCUGCGUCAUUCAAGUCUAGCAAUGCCGACGGUGAGGCAGCGACCCACCCCCAUCGUUUAUACGACCUCCUGAGUCAGGCUGCACGUCUCUCUAUUCAGUUGGGGUCAAUUUCACGAUACGAUAACUCGAUGAUAACAAAUUCUAGUGACUCGGUCAUGGCUGAGCCUGUUGUCGCGAAUAUUCUGAACGAUACGAGCGUUGGGGACAUAAUGCUCCCUAGUGAACAGGAUGUACCGUUCAAUGUUGGUGACUGGUUCUACAGUAAUCAGCAGUUUUUGCGGCUACUCCAUGAGGACAUAUCUUACUGA